Molecule: messenger RNA, 5642 nt
Organism: Biomphalaria glabrata
Lineage: Eukaryota; Metazoa; Mollusca; Gastropoda; Planorbidae
Product: peptidyl-glycine alpha-amidating monooxygenase B-like
Exons: 12
Coding region: 1754-2512 (252 amino acids)
Cellular component (GO): extracellular region
Molecular function (GO): protein binding
Source: RefSeq, a predicted model, not a curated record
CGUGGGUUUAAUAUUACAGAAAGUCGUCUUUUUUUUUGUUGUUGUUUAUGUUUGGAAAUGGGUCGAUCCUCUAAAACUUGUAGAUCUAAAUUAUAUUCAGAUCAACAUGUAAAAGACCUUAUUGAUUCAGAUAACAGUGAUUUGUUUUAACUGUUCAUUGUGAUAGUUUUACUAGUUUUAGUUUUAGUGUCAGUCACUCAGUGUUACUAAUGACUCUUAAUGAGUAAUAGUUAAUACUUAAAUUAAUAGUCUAAUAACUGGUGACUAGUCUAAUACUUAUACUUAUACUACUAACUUAGUCUUAGUAACUAGUAGUACUGUUAGAUCUAGAUUAUUCUAGAUCUAGAUUUUAGAUCUGAAUCUGAUAGUUCAUAAGCUGAUGAACCUGCCACGACCCUCCUAAAAACUACUAAACUAGACGUAUUAGCCUUAGCGCAAAGACCGCAAAGAAUACAUCUAGAUUUCUAGAUUCUGGCCUGUUUCAACAAAUUUGAAAAAUGCAGAGAUACGUACUAAAACAGAAAGCAAUUUUACAUACAGUAACAUAUAUUUCUUCCAAUAAGUUGAAUAAGAUUAUAAGUCUAGAUUAGUCUAGAUCUACUAAUCUACUUCAGCCAAUGUGGUAUAUAGAGGUGUCAACAUGAGCUUACUCGAUUCUGAGUCAACUGAGCUUUACUCUACUAGAUCUGAUAAUCUUGUUGAUGCAAUAAAGAGUUAUGCAGUCUACAUAAUAAAAAUAAACACUCCAGUACGCAGGGCAUCCAUUUUUACAAAAUGGAAACCAGUUUCUAACUAUGAAAUUGAUACAUUUCUGGCCACGACUACAAUGAUGGGAUUAGACUUGUCGUUACGUCCCACACAUCCAUAUGGAUUAAUUUUAUUGCCACAGUUAAAACAUGGAAGUUGUUUUUUGUUCAGGCAAAUAUUAUAUAAAUAGCAAUGAAUUACUUUUUGAAAGAUAUGUCAGUCAUGUGCAGUGUAAUAAUUUUCUUACUGAAACUUAAUGUUGCAAGUUGUUUGUUUUUUUCUCAUAAAUUUUCUAUGGUGGUGACCUUGGAUAAUGUGCUCCAGUUUUGUACUCCAUGAGUUUUUUGUUGUUUUAGUGGUUCAAUUUCAUGAAAAUAUGAAUAAGGAUUAUAAAACAAUAGCAUUUAAUUCAGUUUGAAAUAGAAAUGAUCUUCUUAUGUGACUUGGAUUAAAUUUUUUGUCGUCCAAUGAUGCCCAAGAUGAAAGAUGUCUUAAUUAAGGACAAUUUAUUUUUCAAACCUGAAACCUAAAAACCAAAAUAUAAAUACUCGGAAUCAGAAUCCUAUGCAACUUGAGCAAAGAUUUAACAUAGUAAAAGUAGAUCUGAAUAAGACUGAUUUGGUUGUGUUUGUCAGGGUAUUUACUAUCCACCUCUUGUGAAAACAUUGGCUACUGUCAAGGUUUACAUUGAAUCUCUACCACUUUUAGAUGAGCCAGAAAUGUUUGGGCUCCAUGAGAAUGCAAACAUAGCCUUUCAGUUGAAUGAAACCAAUGCUUUACUUGGUCUUAUGGUGUUGUCUUAUGGGAACUGUUGACAGAAGAAGUACCCUACAAAGAUGUGGAUUCUUCUGCUAUCAUCUGGGGAGUGGGAAGCAAUAUCCUUCACCUUCCUGUUCCAGGCACUUGCCCAGAGGGCUUUAAAUUGCUGAUGAGGCAGUGCUGGUAUUUUAUGCCUCAUGGUAUUACAGCGGACCAUCAAGGAAAUAUUUAGUUAACAGAUGUAGCAAUGCAUCAGGUUUUUAAAAUACCACCAGGUCAGACUGUACCAAAAAUGACACUAGGACAGAAGUUCCAACAUGGUGAAGAUACAAAUCUUUUUUGUAAACCUACUGAUGUAGCUGUUCUUAUGUCUGGAGAGUUUUUUGUAUCUGAUGGGUACUGUAAUAGCAGAGUUCUGAAAUUUUCCAAAGAUGGAACUUUUUUGAUGUCGUUUGGGAAAAGGAAUGUUCAGUUUGGUGCAGGAGGUUUACUGUAUGCUGUGAAUGGUCCUGCUUUUGAUGGCCCCAUUGAUACAACUGUCCAGGGUUUCACAUCAGACAUAAAUACUGGAUAUUUGUUGGAAAUGUGGAAUGUACCAGAUAACAUGCGAAACCCACAUUAUGUAGCAGCAGAUCCAGUAACACAUAGCAUCUAUGUAGGGGAAUUGGACCCUGAAAGUGUUUGGAAGUUUAGCAGACCUGUUACAGUACAGUCAAGUUCACAGCAUAACAAAGUUGAGGAAAGUACUCAGAGCCAGUUACUGUCAGCAAUCCAUUGGACCAGAGUGAAACCAAUACCACAGAGUUGUCUGAGGCUAUCAAAGAUAGCAGUGAUGUCUCUCCCUCUGUCAUCAAUUGGCAUCUUACUUGUGGAAAAUUUAAAUGUUAUGGACAUGGAAAGAAGGGAAAGGUUUUUAACCUUAAAGGCUUUACUUGGAAUUCUCAUAAAGGCUUUGAUAGACUUAGUACUGAGGAAAGUGAUCAUGAGGUUGACCAAGAUGAUUUAGAUGAUAAAGACUAUUCGACACCUCCCAAGACGAAUAAAGCAUAGCCUCAAGUUCAAGGCUGACUAAAUUGUGUAAAUUAAUCUUUUUUUUUCUUUGUUAUUAGUUGGUCAUAUCAUAAUAUUCUGCCAUUACAGUCAGUGUUUAAACUUGUUUACAUGUUGAAUCUGAUACCAACUAAAUCUCAUAAACACAUAAUUAACCAUAGACCCACCUCAUGUAAAAAAAAAUGUUUUGUAAAAUGUUUUACAUAUUUCGGAUGUUCUUUCAGAGUUGAAGAUAGUUUACUUCCUAGUCCAAAUCUCCCGCAGGACGACGGGGGAUGGGAGCGGGCAGGGUUUGAACCCGGGACCAUCGAUAAAUCCAAACGACAGUCCAGCGUGCAAACCGCACGACCAGGCAGCCAUAUUACAUGUUAUUAGUUGUAAGUUGUAUUACAAUAACUAAGUGAUUUUGAGCUCAUAAAAUUUCAAAAUAAAAUUAUAAAAUGCUUUUGUCAUUCUAAAAAAGAAAAAAAGAUUACUAUGUUGGAUUUUUUUUGGAUAGCAAAGGCUAUUUGACCUUUUUAUUUCAAUAUGUGAUAUCAAAAUUUUUAAUUCAUUAAUUUGUUCAAUAUUUGUCGAAAGUUUGCUUUUGAAUAAAAUAUUUAUCAGCAUUAUUAUCAUUUACUAAGUAUAUUUUGUUUUUUAAUUUUAUGAAUGAUUUGAUGUUAUAAUGCCAGGUCAUUUACAAAGCACAAGCCUGCCAACUUUCUUUUUGCAAUGAUUCUCAAAACUUAAUUAGCUACCAAAUGAUUGUUUGCUCACUUGGUUGUGAUGAUUCAACAUUCCUGUUAUGUUCCACCAUUUCCUUCUUCAAUUCUAAAGCUGGCUUUAUUUCAUCUAUUGAACGUACCAUUAGUGUUAGUGACCCUGGCAAACUAGCCAUUUUAUGCACAAUUUUAAAAUGUUCAUAUGGAUAAUAUGGUUAGUUUUUUUAUAGCAUUUUUGACUACAUGGAGUUCCAGACAACUUUCCAUGUUGCUGGUCCCUUUCUCAUGUCAUUAUUAAAUCUUAUUUAAAAAACAAAAAAAAACUUGUUAGAUGGUAACAUUGUCCAAAUUGUUACUAGUUUUAUGUAAUGUGUUUGAAAACUAUGACUUCCUUAGAUUGACUACUAGACUCUCAUUCAUGUAUUGCAUUUCUUUAUUUUAAAAUCUUGUUAAGGCUUGUUUAAAAUCUCUCGACACUCAACUUUUUAUGCCAUAUUACAAUGUUUAUUUGUUAAUUCAAUUGUUUAGUCAAAUGUUUGUUUUCCAAAGUGUUACUAUUUGGUGCAAUCAAAAUAUUUAGUGGCAUUUUACAUACAAACACUGGUAGUUGAAAUCAGUAGCACAUUUUAGCUAAUUUCUGAUGAAUCAAAAUAAAAAUGUCAUGAUAUAAAAAUAAUUUUAAAUUUAAAAACCUAUAUGAAAAAAAAUUGUAUUUUUUGUAAAUAUAGUUACAGUUAUAUUGAAUAGAAUUAUUUAUGUUAGCAACUUUUGAAUGCAUCACAUAAUUUUAAUUUGACACAGAAACUGAAAAUCAUUUCAAUUAAAGAUUGUUGACUGUUGUUUCACCUCAGAUGAAUUGAUUACAUUUUAAGAGGUUAUCAGAUAUUUAUAUUUAUGACAUACAAUCUUUUUGUUAUGUUAUGAGUUGUUUUUGUUUUUAUUUUCUACAUGUUCAGGGUAUAAAGUUCUAGUGCAUACAUACGUAGAUUUCAACCCACAUUUUUUUAGUUCUUACUUAUGUAUUUACAUACAUGUACUAAGAACUAAUAUGAAAUUACAACUUAAUCAUUUUUUGUGUGAUUUUUAUGUAUUCGAACCAAUUUUUAUUUUAAAUUAGCACAAGUUAAAUCUGUUGAUCAGAAUUUUUUUCCUUGGUAAUAGUUAUAUUUAUACUCAAACCCAUUUGAUGUUACUUCUGCAAAGAUUUAUAGACACUCAGAGGAAAUGAUAUUAGCAUGGUAGACACAAUUAAACUUUUAAGGCAGAGUUUUGGAAUUAAAGCUAAAAUUUUAAAAUAAAUCAAAAACAUUGAUAAACAAGCUGUUUACUGCUAGUUUAGUGCAUCAAUCCAUUGUCUGCUUUUGAUUUAGUCUUUGGUUCUUGAUUUCUAUGCUGCACUGUGUCAAUAACUUUACUUUUUUAGAGCAGUUCUAUUAAUCUCUUUCAAAUACUAUUUGCUUAUACUAAUCAGAAUGUAAGAUUUAAUGGGUUUGAUAUUUGUUUCAACUGGUGAUGGUCCCCCUAAAGUAUUGUAUUAGUACUUCAAAACUUACUUAUGUACAGUUUCAUUAAUUAAUUAUAUUUUUUAGGCUGUUGAAGGUUUAUCAAUUGAUUUUUUUUUAUCUGGUGGAGACAUUUAACCAUUUUGUUUUUGCCACACAAAAAAAUUGAACUUGUCUGUUUUGAAAAAUGAAAUCAAAAGUGAAUGAUCACCUAGUCUUUGAAAGUUCAAAAUAUUUGUACUACUUUAUUGAUGUCAUGUACUCACAUAAUAUUUGUGUGUUAGUGUUUGUCUUAACAUGUUGAUGUUGUUUUGUGAUAUCUAUAUCAACAUUGUCUCUUGUUGGGGGGUAUGCAAGACUUUGGUUCUAUGCUGUUGGUAAAAAUUUCUCAUCCUUCAUUGACUUCCAAUGUACUCCACCUUGCACUUAGAGUGUUUUAUGGAGUGCUAGAAAUCUAAAAAGUAUCCCAGUCAUAAUAGAUUUUUAAAACUUACCACAUUUAGAGCAUUUCAUUUUUACUUUGCUCUUUUUUUUUAUUGUGUAUGUUCUUAAUUGUAAUCAACAUCUGACAGUGCUACAUAAUGUUUUAUUUAAUGACUGAGCAUAAUGCUUAAUUUGAUUUUAAUGUGGCUAAGAUUCAAGAAACAUGUUUAUAAGUUCAUUGCUAAAAACACCUGGUGCAGAGUCCAUGUGUAUUUAAUCUCUGAAUGAAAUGGGACUAACAAUGACUUUCAAAAUAGGGAUGUCAUUUGUUUCUCAAAUGUUAGUAGCAUAGAAAACAUGGACUGUGUGGUCUAUUUAUCUUAAUGUGUGUUUGAUGUAUUGUAAGUGAUCAUAUGUAACAGUUAUGGGUAUAGAGAAUAAAAUACAAAAUAUUUAA